AUGAAAUUCUUAAACAUUUUUACGUUGGUCGUCACCUUAGCCUUUUGUCUCUAUACUCGAAGAAUCAAUGCAAUUCCAACAUCUGCUCUUACUAAUACUAAAUCAAGUGAAACCCCGAAUAAAAAUUACUUGCAAAGCACUUUACUGCCACACGAUCCAAACAAAUCCGCGACUAUCCCAACUGAAACUGUACAUGAUGCUCCAAAUGACGAGGAAAGACGAUAUGAUCCCACUGACGAGGAAAGACGAUAUGAUCCCACUGACGAGGAAAGACCAAGGCGGUUCAUUCCUACUCGUGAAAUUCGACAUCGAGAAAUUUAUCGCGAAAGACCUAAACUUGGAAUUGACGUUCUUCGUAUUUAUUUGGAUGUUCUGGCAGAUUUGCUUGAACGUCUGCAUGAAAUCGAUGAACGAAUUCCGCUUGAGCGUCUAUCUGGAUUAGUCGGUCGAAAGCCUGAUGCCUCGCCAAAUAGACGUUUAUUGGGCAGAAUUUUAAGUGGAAAAGUCCAAACUGUUAAGGAACAAAUACGAUGA
Ambispora gerdemannii is the source of this 534-nucleotide messenger RNA. The record is from the annotation of a GenBank genome assembly. NCBI's taxonomy places the organism in Eukaryota, Fungi, Glomeromycota, Glomeromycetes, Archaeosporales, Ambisporaceae.